Symbiodinium sp. CCMP2456 is the source of this 1158-nucleotide messenger RNA. Lineage: Eukaryota; Dinophyceae; Suessiales; Symbiodiniaceae. The record is from the annotation of a GenBank genome assembly.
AUGGCAAUUGUGAAGCUGUUGGUCUUCGCAUCAUGCUGGCCAGUCCUGAUACAGGCUGAAGCCGUUGAGGACGUGAUGCCGGUCGGUGAUGACGUCGACGACGAAUGCGCUUCCCCAGGAUGUGCGCUUCAAGCUUUGCAGUCGCGUGCCAAGACCGUUCGCAACCAGGCCACGGCGGACGCGACUUCUGACAAAUAUGCGAGCGUCCCGGGGGUCGGCGAUGAUGGCUGGGACGACUUCCUGCCUGAUCCGGAUGAUAGUGGUGACGAAGAGGACGACAGCCUUCCUGAUGAAGAAGGGCCUAGUGGUCCUGGUCUGUGUGGCACCGAGACUUACGACCACUCAAAGGAAGGAUGCUGCGGGAGUGAGCUGUACGACCUGACGACGCAGAGCUGCUGUGGCAGUGACAUCUUUGACAUCAAAGAUGAGGAUUGCUGCAAUGAGACCACAGUCUACAACACCACCAAGCAAGGCUGCUGCAAUCACAAGCAUGUCUUCAAUCUCGGCGAAGAGUACCUCACCUUCGGGCUCAAGUGCAUUGCCCCUGCGAAGCCCCCAUGGAACACGCAGUUCGACUGCACCGAUGAGUGGCCCCCCAAGAGCUAUGCUGAGACCUGGAGCCGUUACUGUGCUGCGAAGAGGCGAGGAUAUCACAUGGCGUGGGCAAUGACCCGCUCCUGCGAGGUGGGCUGGCUCUCCGUCAUCCAACGGACGCAGGAAGAUGCGAAAAUGAAGAGCAAGUCGCAAUGCCAGUCGAGAUCUAACCAGUACAAGAAGGAGACCUGCUACAUCUUUGACUUCGAUGGCAAGGCCUGCCAUCGUCAGCGCUGCGGCAACACGCUCUACGAUGCCACAAUGAUGGGCUGCUGCAACGGGGAGGUGUUCGACUCGCGGACUCACGCCUGUUGUGAGGGCACCGUCUACGAAACCAAGACGACCGGAUGUUGCAACGGCAAGGUGUACCACAAAGAGCCGCGCAGGUGCUGCGGUGGGAAGCAUCUCUUCAACAGCAACACGCAUGGUUGCUGCUUGGAGAAAGGACCCCAAGUGUUCCGCUUUGGAAAGCAGAACUGCUGCGCUGCCCCCAGAGGCAUCUGCAAGAUUCCCACAGGUAUCGAAUCCUGUUGCAAGAAGGAAGGGAGGUUCCAAAAGUAUUGA